Molecule: messenger RNA, 378 nt
Organism: Cicer arietinum (chickpea)
Lineage: Eukaryota; Viridiplantae; Streptophyta; Magnoliopsida; Fabales; Fabaceae
Product: ribonuclease S-1-like
Biological process (GO): RNA catabolic process
Cellular component (GO): extracellular region
Molecular function (GO): RNA binding; ribonuclease T2 activity
Source: RefSeq, a predicted model, not a curated record
AUGCUACGUUUGAUGGUCUUUGUACUACUACUUAGCACUAGCUAUAGUGCUUAUGAUUAUUACAAGUUGGCCCAACAAUGGCCAACAACCUAUUGUAGACAUUCACCUCAAACCAUAAAUAAGCCAUGCAAUCCCAAUGUACCCAUCAAAUUCACCCUUCAUGGGUUAUGGCCUUCCAAUCAUAGUGGAUCUACACCAUCUCAUUGCUCCCAAACUAAACUGAAUAAAACUUUAAUUGUUGGGAAUUUGAAGACUCGUCUUAUAGCUGAAUGGCCAAAUUUAAUCGGAGAUGAUUUUCAAUUUUGGAACCGUGAAUGGGAGAAACAUGGCACAAAACCAACUAGGAUAUUUAUCCCUUGCAUUGACGAUAAAAAAUAA